CAUGCGCAGAACAAGAUUUCAGUACCUCACCUCGACGACUAAUUAUUGAACUGUUCAUACCGCCUAGUAGGGUGUACAGCGAAGUAAAUUUCGGAAAACUUAUCAUCCAAUCACGGGAGUGUCUUUCAAUGGGAUCCUGACCUCGGAUGUUUUUGUCUAUUCAGCUGGAGCAAAGAUGGAAAGAAAGUGGGAAGACAUUUUCUUCUAUCUUUCCCAACAUUCCUUCCCAGAGGAGUUUCGGAAAGCUCAGAAGCAAACCCUCAGGAGAUAUGCCUCCAAAUUCACAUUGAAGGAAGGAGAACUUUACUUUGGAAACAGAAAGGUUGUUAAGACCAAGGAGGAGGCAAAGGAACUUUUCAAAGAGUUUCACAUUUCUCCAACUGGUUCUCACAUGGGAAUUGUGAAAACAAGGUCGGCUAUGUGCGCCAGGUAUUACUGGAAUGGCAUGUCUGUGGAUGUGGACAAAUGGGUUGCAGAGUGUGAUAACUGCCAAAGGGUUGGCAGACCUUUGGCUUAUGGUCGGAAACGCAAAUGUUUUAAGCGUUCCCUUGGCCUGAACUUCAUGAUGGCACAGAGCAUUUUAUUGGAGGUGUGCGUGGAUUCCGUGGAGUCUGCUGUCAAUGCUGAGCGAGGAGGUGCUGGUCGACUGGAGUUGUGUUCAAGUCUUAUGGAGGGAGGUCUCACUCCCAGUCUCGGUCUUCUACAGGUGGUAAAGCAGUACAUCAAAAUUCCGGUCUUCGUAAUGAUACGGCCUCGAGGUGGAGACUUCCUUUAUUCUGACCAAGAAGUGGAGGUGAUGAAGAAGGACAUUGAGCUGAUGAAGACGCAGGGAGCAGAUGGCGUCGUGGUUGGCGCCUUGACAGAGACUGGAGGGGUGGAUGCAGAACUCUGCAUGGAGCUGAUAGCGGCUGCUCGUCCUCUGCCUUUGACCUUCCAUCGAGCUUUUGACAUGGCUUACGACUCAGCAGUUGCUCUGGAGACUCUGAUAUCGUUAGGAUUUGAGCGGGUGCUGACGAGUGGCUGCGACAGCUCGGCUUUGGAGGGGCUGCCCGUUAUUAAACGGCUCAUUGAUCAAGCCAAAGGGAGGAUAAUUGUAAUGCCAGGUGGUGGUAUUACAGAGAGGAACCUGCAGAGAAUACUGGAGGCCUCUGGAGCCGAGGAGUUUCACUGCUCUGCUCGCUCCAGCAGAGACUCUGCAAUGAAAUUCAGGAACACCUGUGUAACGAUGGCAGCUACGAUGUCAACGCCUGAGUACAGCCUGAAGGUGACAGACGCCAGCAAAGUCCGGAGUCUGAACGCAAUCGCCAAAAAUACCUUGUGAUACCUCAAAAAGAUGGAACAGUUUUUUUCUUUUCAUACAUUCAUUUUCAAAUGGCCUCAGUGUUCAUUUUCUUUAAUCAGAGCAUUAACAUUUAAACAGUCUGUUUGUUUUUGCAGCUCAGGGAAAGCACUGCUGUCUUACAUGCUGUUAAUGAAGGUUUAUGACUGAACAGAAAGCUGUGGAUCAUUCACAGUUGUGUUUGUUCGUGUACUUCUGAGGCGCAGAACACAAAAAGAACAGCAUUUCACACAACAUUGUGGGAAAACUGGAAAAAACAUCUAAAAAACAGAGUCAUAAAACUAUAAAAGAAUAUAAAGCACUUGAACAAUUUAAACAAUAAGACAAAGAAACAAAUUCACAAUGAAAGUACAUUCAGUUCAAUGUUGGAAUUGUUUUGUUUUCUUAGCGCUGUUCUUUUCUGUUUUUGAUUUUUCAGUUAGCUGUUGUCUUCUGCUACCAUUGUGUUUUGCACAUUUUAAUUGAACCAUUUUUGAGCUAAGACGUGUGGGGAGCUUCAAAACUCUGGGUUUGAUUUGUAAAGUAAUAAAUCUGAUCAGAUCUGUGGAUCUGAGAAAAAACAA
Molecule: messenger RNA, 1902 nt
Organism: Poeciliopsis prolifica (blackstripe livebearer)
Lineage: Eukaryota; Metazoa; Chordata; Actinopteri; Cyprinodontiformes; Poeciliidae
Gene: cutc
Product: cutC copper transporter homolog (E. coli)
Exons: 13
Coding region: 176-1321 (381 amino acids)
Molecular function (GO): copper ion binding
Source: RefSeq, a predicted model, not a curated record